Molecule: messenger RNA, 883 nt
Organism: Cannabis sativa
Lineage: Eukaryota; Viridiplantae; Streptophyta; Magnoliopsida; Rosales; Cannabaceae
Exons: 3
Coding region: 417-794 (125 amino acids)
Source: RefSeq, a predicted model, not a curated record
UCGGAAUCAGGAUCUGAUUCGGGUGCAGAAAAUGAGUGUCCAACCACAACUACACGAGGGCCGACGCAAAUGAAUGAAAUAUCCAAACUAAUGGAUCAGGGCAAAAGAGUGGCCCUCGAGGUUAAUGAUAAAGGUCAAUACUGUGGAAAAAGCUAUGCGAAGCUCGUGUCCACUCUAGGAGUCAGAUGUCGGCAGACAAUAGGGUUGGCCUAUAAAAACUAGAAAGAAGUCAACCCGACUCUGAAAAAUAAAGUUUGGAAAGACAUGCAGGUAAGCUGUUAUUUGUUAGAAUUUUGAUUUGUUUUUCUAUUACUUCAAAUGUUGACUCUAACCGUGUUUGUUUUCCUUCAAAAUAGACGGGGUUCAUUGUGCCGGACUCCUUCAAACAUGAUUGUCUCAUCCUAGCUGGGAAGUUAAUGAAAGACUUCAAGAAUAGGAUGACAAAAGACAUCAUAAUGCCCGCGUUGAAAGAGAAUGAUCUGGGACGACUGGCACAAGUCCCUGAAAAGCACCCCGAGAUCGACGCUGCUGAUUGGUGCAAAUUUGUUGAAAGUCGACUAACUCCUGAAUUUCUGGAAUUGAGUAAGGUGCAACGUGAACGUUCCUCAAAAAUUCAAUCCAGACAUCGAAGUGGUCGGAGUGGAAUGGUGAACGUACGGGAAGCUGUGAAAAAGGACCUCGAAGUUGCAGAUCCCCCCCGCCACCGUGUUUUGAUUAAAUCUCGCACCAAGAGUAGAAAACUUGUCACUGAUUACGACAAGCAAAUUGAAGAGAAGAUAGUAAGUACAUAUUAAUCCUUAAUUGAGUUCUACUCAUGAGUUAGUGUAUAUAAUUCAUAUACUAAUUGCUUGAAUAUAUGCGUGCAUUAGGCUCAAUUAGAGGA